Messenger RNA from Sitodiplosis mosellana (orange wheat blossom midge), 2726 nucleotides. RefSeq names its product protein RUFY3. Lineage: Eukaryota; Metazoa; Arthropoda; Insecta; Diptera; Cecidomyiidae. Bases 519 to 2567 code for a protein of 682 amino acids. Gene Ontology annotation, cellular component: cytoplasm. The record is from RefSeq and is a predicted model, not a curated record. The transcript is spliced from 8 exons. Gene Ontology annotation, molecular function: metal ion binding.
GUCCCCACCAAAUUAUGUUUUUAAAUAGUUUUUGACAGAUGAAUUAAUUCGCUCUAAGUGGCCUAGUCUUCUUCUAAUGUGAUUGUUAUUGGCUCGUUAGUCGUUCGUUUGUUUUUUUUUCGCAUUUCAUACAAAAUCUGCCCAUUUUUUUCUGCUUGUCGGUCUGUACGUGUAUAUGAUAAAGUUGCUCGUUCAUCGGUAUUUGUUUUUUACAUUGCGAUUACAAAAUAAAUGAAGAUGGGUUGGCGUUUUUGGUGAUUUUGUUCGUGUUGUUGCUCGUUUUUUGCUUACUUUUCCUCAAUUUAGUGGAGCCAAUUUUAUGGAAAUCUUUUUUUCAAUAAUUCAACAAGCUCGCGUACAAUGCUUCAGUCCAUGUGAAUUAUUUCACAGAAGUCAUUAUAUCACAGUGUAAUUUUUCGAAACAUCGGUCCAUUCUAUUGAAUCUGAUUAUAAUUAUUCGGUGAUUUCUUUUUUUAAUGUGAGCCCAUCAAGUGUGAUUUAAUUUGUGUGAAACAAAAAUGAGUGAAAAUAUUGGCAAUUUAUAUGUGAGUGCGGAGAGUGAAGAAGAAGUGAGUACAGUGGGUGGUUCACCUCGAAAAUCUACGUCGUUAUCAUCGCUUCGAAGUCUACGUGAUACGUUCAAAAGAUCAGAGAGCCGGACAUCACAAACGAGUUUGGCAUCGACCAGCAAAGUAGAAACAUCCGACAAUGGUUCCGAUCAAACCACUUCAACUGACACCAAACUGACUCGCGAUCCAGCGGCGAUUGAGCGCAGUAAUUUGGUGAAUAUUUGUAAGCUGGUUGUAAAAGAAUUAUUGGAACAGUCAAUUCGAUAUGGACGUAUGCUCGACUCGGAUCACUUGCCACUGCAGCAUUUCUUCAUUGUGCUCGAACAUGUGCUGCGACAUGGACUGAAGCCAAAGAAAGGUUUGCUCGGUCCGAAAAAAGAGCUGUGGGACAUUUUGCAGAGUGUCGAAAAGUAUUGCUACGAAGCGCAUGAUAUAACAGCCAGUGUUCGAGAUUUGCCAACCGUUCGAACACAUAUGGGCCGCGCCAGAGCAUGGCUUCGCAUCGCUUUGAUGCAAAAGAAACUGGCCGACUAUCUGCAAGCGCUGAUGGAACACAAAGACGAAGCGUUGGCCGAAUUCUAUGAACCGCAUGCGUUAAUGAUGAGCGAUGAAGUCGUAAUAAUAAUGGGCAUUUUGGUUGGUUUAAAUGUGAUCGACUGUAAUCUGUGUUUCAAAGAGGAAGACUUGGAUUCGCAACAAGGUGUUAUCGAUUUUUCACUAUAUUUGCGAACCAGUUCACGUGCAAGCCCCGACGAUGAAAACGUUCCAGUGGCCGCUCUUGAGGGGCCGGCUGGCAAUAUGACAGCGGUAUUAGACCAAAAGAACUAUAUCGAGGAAUUGAAUCGGCAUUUGAACGCGACAGUUGGCAAUUUGCAAUCAAAAGUUGAAGGUCUUACCACUACAAAUGCACUGAUGAAAGAAGAUCUGGCCAUUGCACGAAACAGUUUGAUGGCAUUGCAAGCGGAGAAUGCCGCAUUGCGCCGGAGUGCACAGUCGGGCAAUGAGAGUCGAAAUGAGAAUCCAAACAAUGUUUUAGAUCACAUUGAUCCGGAAAUGGCGCAAGCUUUAGCGACCGAAAAGAAGAAACGAUUAGAUAUAGAACGUGAACUAGAACUUCAGGUUUCGUUGAAAGCCGAAACGGAAAUGGCAAUGAAGCUGCUAGAGAAAGACAUUCACGAGAAACAAGACACGAUUGUUUCGCUUCGGCGUCAGCUCGAAGAUAUCAAGCAGAUUAAUUUGGAAAUGUAUAAUAAGUUACAGGAAUGUCAGUCAUCGUUGAAGCAUAAAAGUGAAUUAUUGGCUAAGCUCGAAUCGCAGAAGGAAACAAUGGCCAACGUCAUUUUACAGCUUGAGAAAAAAUACGCCAACGAGAUAGCAAGUUUGACGGCAUUGCAGGAGACGUCACAAGCGUUGUCAUUGCAAGUGGUCGCAUGCGAAGAGCGCGCUUCGCGCUGUGAAACGGAUGUACGCGUUGAGCGUGAAUGGCGAUGUGAUUUGCAGGAGAAAGAGUCAAAGGCCAAGGAACAAAUUAGCAUACUGCAACUGCAAAUUAAGCAAUUGAAUGACGAAAUCAAAAGCCAUGAUCGAAUGCGCAACGAAUUGGAGCGCUUGAAAAAGCAAUGGGCCGAAGCGCAAAUUACACUCGAAGAGCUUGGCAUUCAAUUGAGUGUCAAUAAAUUACAAGUGUCAGAAUUGCAGGAGAAACUGAAGAAUGCUGAACAAAAUAAUUCACGGCUGAUAAAUAGUGACACAAAUGGCAGUGUCUGGUCACCAGACAAUUCAACAUCGAAAUGCAAGAAGUGCGAACGAGAAUUCAGUCUGACACGACGCAAACACCACUGCAGGAACUGCGGAGAGAUCUUUUGUAACAGUUGCUCAGAACAAGUAGCACCACUACCGAAUGACCAAGGCCAAAUGAGUAAACCAGUCCGUGUGUGCGAUGGAUGUUGGCAGAUCAUAAACGCAGCUCGAAUCACAGCCGGUCGACCAGAUAAUUGACGUGAACAAACUGUUCUAAUUUGAAUUACGUGCAAACGACCUCAAAACAAAUUCAAUCUUUUUUUUAAAUCACAUUUUAUAGAUGGAUUUCAGUUGCAUCUCUCUUUUCCAUCUGUAACAUGUUUACAAAUGAUUUUAAUAAAUAAUUUUGAAUACAAA